Drosophila montana is the source of this 3135-nucleotide messenger RNA. It is a transcript of the gene AMPKalpha, whose product is annotated as AMP-activated protein kinase alpha subunit. Gene Ontology annotation, biological process: protein phosphorylation; intracellular signal transduction. The record is from RefSeq and is a predicted model, not a curated record. The coding region runs from base 55 to 1824 and encodes 589 amino acids. The transcript is spliced from 2 exons. Gene Ontology annotation, molecular function: protein serine/threonine kinase activity; ATP binding. Lineage: Eukaryota; Metazoa; Arthropoda; Insecta; Diptera; Drosophilidae. Gene Ontology annotation, cellular component: cytoplasm.
AACGAUAACGAUAACGCUACCGAUUAACGAUAACAGCAGCUGCAGCAUCCGAAGAUGCCACAGUUGAGGGCCGCUGCCGCUGAGGCGGCCGCUGCUGGCGGGGUCGGCGCCCAGCCGCUGGUCAAGAUUGGCCACUAUCUGCUCGGCGCGACACUGGGCACCGGCACCUUCGGCAAGGUGAAGAUCGGCGAGCAUCAGAUCACACGGCUGAAGGUCGCCGUCAAGAUACUCAAUCGCCAGAAGAUCAAGAGUCUUGAUGUUGUCUCCAAAAUCAAGCGAGAGAUACAAAAUCUGAAGCUCUUCCGCCAUCCGCACAUCAUCAAGCUGUACCAGGUCAUCUCGACGCCCUCGGACAUAUUCAUGAUAAUGGAGUAUGUGAGCGGCGGAGAGCUGUUCGAUUAUAUUGUGAAGCAUGGGAAGCUGCAGGAGCAUCAGGCACGUCGCUUCUUCCAGCAGAUCAUAUCGGGCGUGGACUAUUGCCACAGGCAUAUGAUUGUCCAUCGUGAUCUGAAGCCGGAGAAUCUGCUGCUCGAUCACAAUAUGCACGUAAAGAUCGCCGACUUUGGGCUGUCGAACAUGAUGCUCGACGGUGAAUUCUUGCGCACAUCGUGCGGCUCACCCAACUAUGCGGCGCCCGAGGUGAUAUCGGGCAAAUUGUAUGCUGGUCCCGAGGUGGAUAUCUGGUCAUGCGGCGUCAUACUGUAUGCCCUGCUCUGCGGCACGCUGCCGUUCGAUGAUGAGCAUGUGCCUUCGCUGUUUCGCAAAAUCAAAUCGGGCAUCUUUCCCAUACCGGAGUAUCUGAACAAGCAGGUCGUCAAUUUGGUGUGCCAGAUGCUGCAGGUGGAUCCGCUGAAGCGUGCCACCAUUGAGGAGAUCAAGAAGCACGAGUGGUUCCAAAAGGAUUUGCCCGCCUAUCUGUUUCCCUCCUCCAUCGAGCAGGACUCCAAUGUCAUCGAUACGUACGCCGUGGCCGAGGUCUGCACCAAGUUCGGCGUCAAGGAGUCCGAGGUGCACAAUUCCCUACUAAGCGGCGAUCCGCACGAUCAGCUGGCCAUUGCCUAUCAUCUGAUCAUUGACAACAAACGCUUCGCGGACGAUGCGGCCACACAGAUUAGCGAGAUCAACAACUUUUUUGUCGCCGGCUCACCGCCGCCGCCCAUGUCCCAUUCACCGCACGAGCCGCGCUCCAGCGGCGCCGAGCCCUCGGCCACGGUUAUUGUGGGUGCAGGUGCUUCUGGCGCCGGCGGCGGCGGCAGCGGAGGCACUGCAGCCAGCUCGGGCAGCGCCACGCCCAGCGGCGUAGCGAGCAACGCUGCGCCAAGCAUACGACCACAUCCGGAGCGCAUAGCGCCGAUGCGCGAACGCCAGCUGGCCAUGUCCGUGCAGAAUACGGGCGGCGCCGCUUUUCCCGAGAAGACGGCGCGCGGCGGCACGCCAAUCAAACGGGCCAAAUGGCAUCUGGGCAUACGAUCGCAGAGCAAGCCGAACGACAUCAUGCUGGAGGUAUAUCGGGCCAUGAAGGCGCUCAACUACGAGUGGAAGAUCAUCAAUCCGUAUCAUGUGCGCGUCCGGCGACAGAACGUGAAGACCGGUAAAUUUUCGAAAAUGUCGCUGCAGCUCUACCAGGUGGAUCCCAAGAGCUAUCUGCUUGACUUCAAGUCGCUGACCAACGACGAGGUCGAGCAGGGCGACGAUGUCAUCAUGGAGAGCCUCACCCCGCCCCCGUUGAGCGCCAGCGGUGCCAUGCCCCUCCAGCCGACGGGCCAUCAUACGAUGGAGUUCUUUGAGAUGUGCGCGGCGCUCAUCAUACAGCUGGCGCGCUAAACCCAACGCCUCAACCAAAAUAGCAACAACAACAGCAGCAACAAUAAUGCCACCCCCUUUUUAAAUUCUGCAUACGCACGCCCAUGGCAUGGCGUCCAAAUGAGACAGAAAGUGGACAACACCAGCUGCACUCCAACCGAUUUGGACGCUUUGUCGUGUUAAUAUUAUUCUUAUUAUUAUUACUAUACUAAUUCUUAUUAUUAUAUAUAUAUAUAUACACACCCCCUCCUCCACCGCGCACUUCCCCCUCCGAAUCCUGCAAACCUAGCAAAUUGUUGAGCAAAGAUCACAUUUUCUGUAGUUGUUUCAAUUGUGUUGCUACAAACUUUUGUUGUCCAUUUUGUUUUUGUGUGUGUUUGAAUCCUUGAUAUUGAUUUGUUUUUUUCCCCCCAUUUGUAAUAUUUUACAUUAUUUUAUAUUAUGAUAAUUAUUGUAUUUUUGCCAAAACGCAAGUCAAAACAAAUUGUAUUUAAUAUGAUUACAUGAAGUUGCAAUAAUUCCCUUUAACACAAUUUAUUAUGAUUUUUUAGCCCUCCUCGAUAUACAAAUAUGUAUUUUUUUUUUUAAAGGCCGUUGCUUUUUACGCCUCUUGUUGAAACAUUUUUACUUUUAUUUUUUGUUUUCCACAUUUUUUUUUAUUAAUAUAUAUAUAUAUAUAUGGUAUAAGGCAUAGCUAAAUUACAAAGCUUGCGGCAAACAAAUUCGUUAUUUGAACUGUAACAAGACAAAAAGUGGAACUAAAUAUACAAUAUAUCCAAAUAUAUAUAUAUAUAUAUAUGAUACAUAUAUAUAUAUAUAUAUAUACAAACAUCGAGUUGCCAGCAAAACUUGUAACAAUUUGUUUCUCUACAUACGCUAAACGCAGCUAAGGAUAGGGGUAUAUAUAAUAUAUAUAUAUUCGCGAUCUCGAGACUUGAAAUUUGAAAUAGAUAUUGUCACCAUAUAACCCAUAGACCGUGAUAUAAAUAAAUUCGAAAAAUGCCCGAGUUAGAUACAGAUUCGUGUGAAGAUAGAUUUAGACUAAUUCACUUUCUAGAUAUCUCCAGGCAUAACCAACCAAAUUAAACAAAUAUAACAGCAAAGCGAAUUCCUAAAGGCAGAGCCUUGGACCUUGGUCUAACAAAUUUAAGACCUAAAAGUUUGCCUAAUAUUCUACUAUAAAAAUCAAAGUUAAUCAAGAUAUGAAGCUCAAAGGAAGCAACAGAGAAUCAUAUAACGUAAGCUCUUUAUAUAUUUGGCAUACAAUUGCAAUAUUUGAAUAUGUUUAAUAACAAUAAAUUCUUUGCUAACGCGACAGUUUAUUAUUACAAA